AUGAAGUUGUUCAUUCUGGUAGCUGUGUUCGGGCUCAGCCUCGCCCAACACAACCCAAACUUCAAACAUGGAAGGACAUCCAUCGUCCAUCUCUUUGAGUGGCGCUGGGCCGACAUUGCUAAAGAGUGUGAACGCUUCUUGGGUCCCAAAGGCUUUGGAGGUGUUCAGAUCUCUCCUCCAAAUGAGCACAUUUUGGUGAACAGUCCCUACAGACCCUGGUGGCAGAGAUACCAACCAAUCAGCUACAAGUUGUGCUCUAGAUCUGGCAGUGAGAGCGAGCUGAGAGACAUGAUCAGCAGAUGCAACAAAGUUGGGGUCAACAUCUAUGUGGAUGCUGUCAUCAACCAUAUGUGCGGGUCUGGUGGUGGAGAGGGAACCCACUCCUCAUGUGGCAGCUGGUUCAGUGCCAGCAGGGAGGACUUCCCAAGUGUCCCCUUUUCCAACCUGGACUUCAAUGACCAUAAAUGCCAUACUGGCAGUGAAGAAAUUGAGAACUAUGGUGACGCCAAUCAGGUACGCAACUGUCGUCUGGUCGGUCUGUUGGACCUCGCCCUGGAGAAGGAUUAUGUCAGAGGAAAGGUGGCUGACUUCAUGAACAAGCUGAUUGACAUGGGUGUGGCUGGAUUCAGAGUGGAUGCCACCAAGCACAUGUGGCCCGGUGACCUGUCUGCUAUCUAUGGUCGUCUGCACAACCUCAACACCAACUGGUUCUCUGGUGGCUCCAGACCCUUCAUCUUCCAGGAGGUUAUCGAUCUGGGAGGUGAGGCCAUCUCAUCUAGAGAGUACUUCCAUCUGGGAAGAGUGACUGAAUUCAAAUAUGGCGCCAAACUGGGAAAUGUCAUCAGAAAAUGGAAUGGCGAGAAGCUGUCUUACACCAAGAACUGGGGAGAGGGAUGGGGAUUCAUGUCCAAUGGCAAUGCUCUGGUCUUUGUUGACAACCACGACAACCAGAGAGGUCAUGGCGCUGGUGGUGCAUCCAUUGUUACCUUCUGGGACUCCAGACUCUACAAGAUGGCUGUCGGCUACAUGCUGGCUCACCCUUAUGGAGUAACCAGGGUCAUGUCUAGCUUCCGCUGGAACCGCAACAUCGUCAAUGGCAAAGAUCAGAAUGACUGGAUGGGCCCUCCCAGCUAUGGUGAUGGAUCCACCAAGCCUGUUCCCGUCUACUCUGACCAGACUUGUGGAGAUGGAUGGGUGUGUGAGCACAGAUGGCGUCAGAUCACGAACAUGGUCAAGUUCCGUAACGUGGUCAACGGACAGCCUCACUCCAACUGGUGGGACAAUCAGAGCAACCAGGUUGCCUUUGGACGUGGUAAUCGUGGUUUCAUCGUCUUUAACAAUGAUGACUGGAACCUGGAUGCAACCCUGAACACUGGCAUGCCUGGUGGCACCUACUGUGAUGUCAUUUCUGGCCAGAAGGAAGGAAGCAGGUGCACUGGGAAGCAGAUCCAAGUUGGUGGUGAUGGCCGUGCCCACUUCAGGAUCAGCAACCAAGAUGAAGACCCCUUCGUUGCUAUCCAUGCUGAAUCCAAGCUGUAAACACAUUGUCAAUAAAAAAAUAAAUCAUCAUUUUUAAACUUAAA
Messenger RNA from Stegastes partitus (bicolor damselfish), 1583 nucleotides. RefSeq names its product pancreatic alpha-amylase-like. Lineage: Eukaryota; Metazoa; Chordata; Actinopteri; Pomacentridae. The record is from RefSeq and is a predicted model, not a curated record. Gene Ontology annotation, biological process: carbohydrate metabolic process. The transcript has 9 exons. Gene Ontology annotation, molecular function: cation binding; alpha-amylase activity. The coding region runs from base 1 to 1539 and encodes 512 amino acids.